AUGAGGUAUGAUGGGACCAAGGAUCCCCAGGAACAUGUCACGGCUUUCGAAGCAAGAAUGAAUCUGGAAGGAGUAGGCGACGAAGUCAGAUGCCGGGCAUUUCCUGUAACACUAGCCGGCCCGGCAAUCCGGUGGUUCAACACUCUCCCACAAGGAUCUAUCACGACUUUCGCAGACAUCUCCCAGAAGUUUCUAGCACGGUUCACGACGCGCAUAGCAAAGGCGAAACACCCGAUCAACCUGUUAGGGGUCACCCAGAAACCCGGCGAACCAACCAGGAAGUUCUUGGACCGGUUUAAUGACGAGUGCCUGGAAAUCGACGGCCUCACGGACUCGGUCGCCAGCCUAUGCCUAACGAACGGCCUAUUGAAUGAGGACUUUAGGAAACACCUAACAACCAGGCCUGUAUGGACCAUGCAAGAAAUCCAGAGCAUAGCCAAGGAGUACAUCAAUGACGAAGAGGUCAGCCAGGUUGUGGCGGCCAAUAAACGGCAGCCACCCAACCCACCACCUCGGCAUACGCACCAGACUGAAAGGUACAAGGAAACUCCUAGAGACAACACCCCAAACAAACUACCCAAGCAACCACGGGUAGGGAGGUUCACGAACUACACGCCACUCACGGCGCCUAUAGUAGAGGUCUACCAGCAGAUUGCAGACAAAGGAAUCCUAUCCAGACCAAGACCCCUGAAGGAGAGAACGGGAGGCAACAAAAACCUUUACUGCGAUUACCACAAAGGGUUUGGUCACAAGACCCAGGACUGCUUUGACCUCAAAGAUGCCUUGAAACAAGCCAUCAGGGAGGGGAAACUAAACGAGUUCUCCCGGCUCAUUAGGGAGCCGAGGAGACGGGAAAGAGAAUGCUCCGAGGAAGACCGAAAUCGGGCUGUCAAGCCUAGGCAAGAACCUACAGGGGACGCCAACAACCAGCCUUUGUGGUUAACGUCGUAG
This is a messenger RNA of Arachis ipaensis, 951 nucleotides long. RefSeq lists its product as uncharacterized. The record is from RefSeq and is a predicted model, not a curated record. Lineage: Eukaryota; Viridiplantae; Streptophyta; Magnoliopsida; Fabales; Fabaceae.